This is a messenger RNA of Triticum dicoccoides, 2096 nucleotides long. RefSeq lists its product as uncharacterized. The transcript has 7 exons. The coding region runs from base 1272 to 1772 and encodes 166 amino acids. Lineage: Eukaryota; Viridiplantae; Streptophyta; Magnoliopsida; Poales; Poaceae. The record is from RefSeq and is a predicted model, not a curated record.
ACCCCUGGCCAGCCUCUCUGCUCUUCCUCGAAGCGACACACCGGCGGACGGCGGCGACGGUGGUAAUCGACGGCGGGGGCACCCUCCCGGCGACAGCUACAACCAUGGAAGCUAGGGUUCAUCGCUGCACAUUGGGGAAUUUCGUGUGAAGGACUACUUCUUCAGUCAACAUAUACAAAUGACAUUACAGUAACUAGUUUUGAGCAUCUAUCAUCAAAUACAUUUGAAAGAAUUGUUUUGAGGCAAAAAGGGCAAACAAUCAUAGUUCAAUGUAAAGAGUGGCAAAAGGCAAUUGCAAUGUAACUAGUGGCAAAUUGUCAAAAUGCAAAGUAAAUUGUGGCAAAAUAAUUAAAUUCUCCAUUGAACUCUGUAUCAAUACGUAAUAGCCAAGAAUUCCACAUUUCGUGAAUCUGUGUGUCCUCCCAAAAUAUAUUUUAUGAACCUAUCACUUCCUGACGGGGAUGUGUAUUUAUACUGCUCCUUAAUUUGAACUGUAUGUAUUAGUUCUUUAUUGUCUGGUAUGUGUUCCUCUUAAAAUAUCUCAUUUUCCACUUGGACUGUUAAUGCUCGUGGCAUAUAAUGUGAGGUUUUUAAGAUAAUAAAGUGCUUACAAACCAAAUGUUAAGUUUAUGUGUGGUGAGAUCAUAGUGAGGGUAAGUGUACCAAAUAGACUCGUUUCUACUGAUCAAAUAUGAAAAUGUGUGUUGCUCGUCAAAGUGCACGAACAACCUUGCAUAGUUAGUUUGACACGGCCAUAAUCAUCUCGAAUUCUCGAGUCUGUGUGCUCACAUAGUCUGCUCCCAAAUAGAAAAUUAUUUAUAUGAUUCUUGUUAGCUCAAAGUAUGUUAGUUUUUUUUUCCUCAAAACGUCAUCGCCUCUAAUGGUCAGGUCGAGCCCAGCCUAGCCUAUCACAAGGGUCAACAGGCAAGCGCCGCCAAGAAAUUGAUCGAGGAUCGGGGUCGCGAAGGGAAACGAGACGAGCGGUCGAUAGGGAUGGAGGCUGCGGUGCGGAAGAUGCAGCAGAGGCAGCUUCAGUGAUGUGCUGCGCAUGCUCAAUUCCGCAGCUGUAAUGGGGUUUGAGAAAUCUAGUAAAUGUUCUACACGGUUCACAGUAAGGUGGUUACAGUAGCAAAUUUUAUUGGUUUCAGUUAAAGAAGAGACCAAAAUUUAGUAAUAGUGAUCCCUGAUACUGCUGCUAAUAUGCAAGCUAGGGUGCUCAUUUAAUGUUAGUGACUAGUAGCUACCUAGCUGCAUUGUGAUGUUGGAUUGUCAUGUAUCUGGAGGAUUCAAAAUCUUACUCUGUGUCAUGUGUUGACAAGGUACUUGGAGAUGCUAAAAAUUAUGGUGUCCUGCGGUGUGUGCCCAAUUUCAGGGAGGAUCUCUUGGGGGUGCAGAUGGAGAGCUUGGAGCUCAUAUUUGUUUCAAUGAGGGAGGCUCUGGAGGAGUUCAGUGGCAUUGCCAAAGGUUUGAGCAAGGUACUACGCGAUACUAAUCAGAUGGUGAGGGGUGGAUUGGCAUUCAAUGCGAAACAGUUGCAAUUACAAGUGGGAAUUUUGCCAACUAUUGCGGAUUGCUUGGGUGGGCUACAAACGCUGUCUGAUAUGCACCAGGCUGAGUAUGCGCUAAAAUCAUCAAUCAUCUCUUUGUUGACAUGGAAAAGCAGUUCAAGUGAAAUCGCUGCAAUGCGUCAACUCUUGGUAGACCAACCAAACAUACCGAAAGAUGAAGUGCAAUCUAUUUUCGACAUUAUAUUUGCGGAUGAAAUUUGUUAAGUUGAGUGUGUAUCCUACCAUCGGGAGCCUUAUUGCCAAGACAUGUUGAAGCCACUGUAUUUUGAUCUACAUUCUUAUAUCUGGACAAAGCAUGAAGGAGUCUGCAGUUUCAGGUUUAGUGGCCCCAAUUCCUAUAGCAAUCGUGACAAGGCUGAAAUUAAUUUACAGAACCGUUUAGCUUGUAAACCUGUAAGUCGGUGCAUAGUGCGGUCGACAUAUUGGGAAGUAGCGCCAUUGAUCUGCUGCAACUUAAAGUGGUCUACUGAAAAUAGUUACUGGGAGUUUUUUUUUAUAUAUAAAGCUACUGAGAGUUUCUUGCGUGAA